AAAAUCGCUCGCGCAGUUGGCACAAACGCGUCGCGGCCUUUCGGAUCAACGUUUGGUUCACUUUAAUAUCUUUCAGCGUUUGUACUGUGAAUGUGAUGGGUUUCUUUCUGACCGGAACCUACCGGAAACAUAUCGUGGAGUUGGAUUUAGGUGCGGAUUAUGAGUUGGUUUCGGAGACUAUUAAAAAACUAGGUUACGUGAGGAUUAUCACGGCCGUAAUAAUUUCCACGAUGAACUUCGUUUGGAUCAAUACGAUGCUGAAUGCGAUGUUGGUUGAGCUGGAAAUAUUGGUGGAUAUUUUUGAGGAGCUCGCCACCGCCGGUGAUGAUUUGAUGAACGAAUUUCGUAUUGCAGUACAAAAGCAUCGGCAGUACUUUGACUUUGUUGGCCAAGUGCAACACAUAACAUCGCCCUGUUUCUUGAUUCAGUACUAUCCGACACAGAUAAUUCUCGUCACCGUGAUUGUGUUGUUCCGCUAUGACCGAGGUUCCGGUUUCGAGUUAGGCUAUCUCAUGCAUGGGGUUUUGCUACUUUUGCAGUUCUGGUACAUUUGUAACUACGUUGAAAACCUCGAGAGUAAAUGCGACCAGAUAGGAGAAAUCAUUUACAACCGACCCUGGUACGCAGAGCAGCACCGUAGAAUGAUCCGUUCAUACCUAUUUAUUAUAGCUCGAAGCCAGCACGGAUUGCGCUUCAAGUGCGGAGGAUUUUUCUACAUGUCCAUGGAAUCGCUAGCCGAUCUGCUGCGCAUGAGUAGCUCCCUGCUGGCGUUUAUAACGAGCUUUAAGUAAUCAAAACAAUACUUGCAAUAGUUAUGGAA
This is a messenger RNA of Wyeomyia smithii (pitcher-plant mosquito), 820 nucleotides long. RefSeq lists its product as uncharacterized. NCBI's taxonomy places the organism in Eukaryota, Metazoa, Arthropoda, Insecta, Diptera, Culicidae. The transcript is spliced from 2 exons. Gene Ontology annotation, biological process: sensory perception of smell; detection of chemical stimulus involved in sensory perception of smell. The record is from RefSeq and is a predicted model, not a curated record. Gene Ontology annotation, cellular component: plasma membrane. Gene Ontology annotation, molecular function: odorant binding; olfactory receptor activity. Bases 96 to 791 code for a protein of 231 amino acids.